Penicillium canescens is the source of this 441-nucleotide messenger RNA. RefSeq names its product ankyrin repeat domain-containing protein. The record is from RefSeq and is a predicted model, not a curated record. Lineage: Eukaryota; Fungi; Ascomycota; Eurotiomycetes; Eurotiales; Aspergillaceae. The transcript has a single exon. Gene Ontology annotation, molecular function: protein binding. Bases 1 to 441 code for a protein of 146 amino acids.
AUGGUCGAGCUCCUUUGUGCCUUAGGGGCAACUCCUGAAGUGUUGGAAAUUUCUGUGAUUCGAACCGACCAGACUCACGGCUCUCUAUGGUUUACCAGGAAUAUAAAGAUUCUCUCUUUGCUCCUCGAGCUCGGCGCAGACCCAGAAACCUUUGUCGCCGACAAACCAAGAGGUUUCCCCCUUAUAAGUGCUGCUUCCGAGGGAGAGGUGGAAGCUAUUCGCCUCCUUCUAGAUGCUCAAGCUCAACCGGACUUGGUCACUCUGGAGUUUGGGACUGCAUUACAAGCUGCUGCCGCACGAGGCCAUGAAGUCGUCGUGAGGGUUCUCAUCGAGCGUGGUGCAGGUGUCAAUACUACCUGGACAACUUCAAAUUACGGUCACAUAAGGAUAGCAGAAUGGCUUAGGACCUACACAGCCUCCGAUUACCCGAUGAGCUUUUGA